Cucurbita moschata (crookneck pumpkin) is the source of this 1743-nucleotide messenger RNA. Its product is annotated as probable polyol transporter 6. The record is from RefSeq and is a predicted model, not a curated record. Gene Ontology annotation, cellular component: membrane. Bases 1 to 1689 code for a protein of 562 amino acids. Gene Ontology annotation, biological process: transmembrane transport. Gene Ontology annotation, molecular function: carbohydrate transmembrane transporter activity. The transcript is spliced from 2 exons. NCBI's taxonomy places the organism in Eukaryota, Viridiplantae, Streptophyta, Magnoliopsida, Cucurbitales, Cucurbitaceae.
AUGCUUUUCUUUAUCUUUCUUUGUUUCUUUUAUUAUUAUUAUUAUUUAUUUAUUUAUUCUCGUAGAAAACUCUUUCUUCGACGUGUGCACUUCUUCAUUUUUCCAGCGAUGCAAUCCACAGUGUCUCUGCAACCACAAGACGACGCCCGACAGCUCUUCCUUCCACUUCUCGAUUCAUCGCCUGAAACUACCACCGCCGCCGUUGUUGACGGCGGAAGAGGAGGAGGAGGUUCAUUUCCUAAGCUGGUCGAAUCGUCCCCGUCGCCCCCGAACGGCGUUGCUGAAAGAGAGAGCCGUCGUAUCAAUAAAUAUGUGCUCGCCGGUGCCGUUUUGGCUUCCACCAAUUCCAUUCUCCUCGGCUAUGAUAUAGGAGUGAUGAGUGGAGCCAUUUUGUACAUCAAAGAGAAUAUGAAAAUCACCACAGAACAACAAGAGCUCUUAGUCGGUUCCUUAAACGUCUGUUCUCUAAUCGGAGCUCUCGCCUCCGGCAAGACUUCCGACCGGAUCGGCCGCCGAUACACAGUCCUCAUAGCCGCCGCCACAUUCCUAAUCGGCGCCAUCUUGAUGAGCUUCGCACCGUCUUUCCUCUUCCUUGUCGCAGGCCGCGUCGUUGCCGGCAUUGGCGUUGGCUUCUCUCUGAUGAUCGCUCCGGUCUACGUCGCCGAACUCUCGCCGGCGUUUUCUCGAGGCCUCCUCACAUCUCUGCCGGAGAUCUUCAUUAGCGCCGGAAUUUUACUCGGAUAUAUUUCAAAUUACGCCUUCUCUGGCCUUUCUGAAACCGUUAAUUGGCGAUUUAUGCUAGGGAUUUCAGCGAUUCCGGCCGUAAUUGUCGCCCUCGGUAUCUCCGCCAUGCCGGAAUCGCCUCGAUGGCUUGCGAUUCGCGGUCGAGAAAUCGAAGCGAAACGAAUCCUAAUUAAAAUUUCUGAAUCGAAAGAAGAAGCCGAACUCAGAUUUACAGAAAUUACCAGAUCGGUUUCCGCUUCUUGCAAAUGGCGCGGUAAUGAAAGUGUUUGGAAAGAAUUGUUACUGAAUCCUUCUCCGUCAGUCCGCCGAAUUCUAAUCGCCGCCGUUGGAAUCAAUUUCUUCAUGCAAGCUUCUGGAAACGACGCCGUUGUGUAUUACAGUCCCGAGGUUUUUCGAGAGGCCGGAAUUGAAGAUAACAAACAACUCGUCGGCGUAACAGUCGUAAUGGGAAUCGCUAAGAUGGGAUUUGUUUUGAUUUCGGCUUUUUUCUUGGACCGGUUCGGCCGGAGGCCACUUUUGUUAUUGGGCUCGACCGGUAUGGCUUGUUCGUUGGCUGGGCUGGGCCUGGGCUCGAAAUAUCUGGAGUAUUCAGAUGAAAAGCCCAAAUGGGCUAUUGGGCUUUGCGUGGUGGCCGUUUGUGCGGCCCUGUCGUUUUUCUCUAUUGGGCUUGGGCCCAUCACUUGGGUCUAUUCGUCGGAAAUAUUUCCGUCUAGAUUGCGGGCCCAAGGUUCGAGCCUGGCGGUUUCCGUGAACCGGUUGGUAAGUGGUUUGGUGGCAAUGACGUUUCUGAGCAUUUCGAGUAAAAUAUCGUUUGGAGGGAUGUUUUUUGGACUCGCCGGGAUAAUGACGGCGGCGGCGGCUUUCUUUUACCACUUUCUGCCGGAGACCAGGGGGAAAAGCUUGGAAGAAAUUGAAACUCUCUUUGACGAUGAUGGACUUCAUUAAACAAUAAUCUCAUUUUUAAUUUGAAACUUAAUCCAAAUUAGUAUAUUUAACCUU